Messenger RNA from Erythranthe guttata (spotted monkey flower), 3623 nucleotides. RefSeq names its product spindle pole body component 98 (gene SPC98). Gene Ontology annotation, cellular component: microtubule organizing center; gamma-tubulin complex; spindle pole. Gene Ontology annotation, molecular function: gamma-tubulin binding; microtubule minus-end binding. The record is from RefSeq and is a predicted model, not a curated record. NCBI's taxonomy places the organism in Eukaryota, Viridiplantae, Streptophyta, Magnoliopsida, Lamiales, Phrymaceae. Gene Ontology annotation, biological process: spindle assembly; cytoplasmic microtubule organization; mitotic cell cycle.
UUACGAAAAUUUAUUUACCGCCUUUCGAGAUUCACUUCUACUUCCACCCUCGAAGAUACUUACACUAUGUCUCGAGGAUUCUUUUUUUUUUUUUUUCGACAACCACCUCCACAUGAAUAAAAUAUCGAGAGCUUAAUAUUUGAAAAACAAAACUACAGAUUGAAAAUUAAAUAUUUGUUUAUAUAAAAGCUUGGUUUGGUUAACAUUCAAAAGAGACAUAUUAUUAAUUAGUCAACUUAUUUUCGAUUAAUUUAAUUGCUGAAAAUACAUUAAAAUAUAAAAAAAUUAAAAUACAAAUAAGACUAUUAUCAUUUGCAUAUACUUCCAUAAAAACAUUUUCAUUUCCCCGCCCAAUAUUAAAACUCAAAAACUAACACGACCAUCGCCGCCGCGAUUCCGCCGGACCGCCGCACUAACGCGCCGCCGUCGCCGCCUCAGUCACCACCAUGGAAGACGAUGACCAGAGAGUGGUAGAUCUAGUCAAAGAGCUAGUGCAUCGCUUACUGUACACCUCCCCACACCCCAACCCUCAAAACCCUAGCGCCUCCUCCUUCACCCAGCAAGAGUACAAUCAAUCCCUCAAAUACUCCCUCCGGAUAUUAUCCAGCCGCAUGACGCCAUCAAUUGCGGCGGAUGACUCUGCUAUGGCGGAGUCUAUCAAACGGCGUCUCGCCACCGCUGGUAAGUCCUCCGAAGCCCUAACUUUUGCGGAUCUCUACGCUAAAUUCUCGCUUAAAGAUGGACCCGGAAGCGUGAAAAACAAGUGGGCUGUGCUUUAUUUGCUGAAGACUAUAUCCGAGGAUCGGAAAGUAAGGAAAAAUCAGUCGCCCAAUGUUAUCUCUAAUGGGUUUCUGGAUUCUGCUUUGUCUGGAGGGUUGCCCACACUGUUUGAGAGUGAUGGGAUUAACGGGGGUUUUGGGAAUUCUAGUAGGAAUUCCAAUGUUGGAGGUUUUAAAUCUGAAGAUGUGGGGAAUUCAAGGGGUUUUAGUAAUUUGGAGAAAUUAGAGAAAAAUCGAGGCGACUGGAAUUUAGUCAGUGGUUCAGAUAGUUUGAGUGAAAAUAUGAAGAAAUUGAAGGGUUUAGGGGACAGUUCAAGAAGCUUGAGGGCAAGGGAGCAUGUCGAGAAUCGUUACAACGGAGGCAUAUUGAUGGUAUCAAAGGACCCUGAAAAUAUUCGUGAUAUCGCAUAUAGGGAAUUUGCAGACUUGAUAAAAGAAGAAAACGAGGUUUCGGAGGUGGUUUUGGUGAGAGAUGUGCUGUAUGCCUGUCAAGGGAUUGAUGGCAAGUAUGUCAAGUUCGAUGUAAUGGCAGAUGCGUAUGCGCUUCCCGAAUUGACUAAGGUGCCAAGAGCUACUAAGAUUAUGAUCCGUAAGCUCUGCGAGCUUGGCUGGCUGUUUAGGAAAGUGAAGGGUUAUAUAACCGAAAGUAUGGAUCAGUUAUCAGCUGAGGAUGUAGGGACUGUUGGGCAGGCAUUUUGUGCUGCAUUACAAGACGAAUUUUCGGAUUAUUACAAGCUACUAGCUGUGCUCGAAGCCCAAGCCAUGAAUCCAAUUCCUUUAGUUUCGGAACACGCAAGCUCGAGUAAUUAUUUGUCAUUAAGGCGACUGUCCGUUUGGUUUUCCGAACCUAUGGUGAAGAUGAGGCUUAUGGCUGUCUUGGUUGACAGCUGUAAGGUCUUGAAAGGUGGGGCCAUGGCGGGGGCAAUUCACAUGCACGCACAACAUGGUGACCCCCUCGUGCACGAUUUUAUGAAUAAGCUACUUCGUAGAGUUUGUUCCCCGCUUUUCGAAAUGGUGAGGAGUUGGGUUUUGGAAGGUGAGCUCGAUGAUUUAUUUUCGGAGUUCUUUGUAUUGAGUCAACCUGUGAAAGCAGAGUCUCUUUGGAGAGAAGGCUAUCGGCUCCAUUCAGCGAUGCUUCCCUCUUUCAUCUCUCAAUCUCUGGCUCAACGCAUUUUAAGGACUGGGAAGUCAAUUAAUUUCCUUCGUGUUUGUUGCGAGGAUCGAGGUUGGGCAGAUGCUGCAACAGAAGCAGCUGCUGCAGCUGGGACCAGUACUGGGAGAGGUGGUCUCGGAUAUGGUGAGACUGACGCGCUUGAAUCUUUAGUUGCAGAAGCCGCAAAAAGGAUAGAUAAGCAUUUACUGGAAGUAGUUUACAAACAGUACAAGUUUAAGGAGCAUUGCCUUGCAAUCAAGAGAUAUUUACUACUCGGGCAGGGUGAUUUCGUUCAAUACUUAAUGGAUAUUGUGGGCCCGGAGCUGUCCGAAGCUGCCAACACUAUAAGCACAUUCAAGCUUGCUGGUUUAUUGGAAAGUGCAAUUAGAUCAUCGAACGCACAGUACGAUGAUCCUGAUAUACUUGAUAGGCUGAGGGUGAAAAUGAUGCCACAUAAUACAGGGGAUAGAGGGUGGGAUGUGUUUUCCUUGGAUUACGAUGCUAGAGUUCCACUAAAUACUGUUUUUACUGAAUCUGUUAUGUCUAGGUAUUUGAGAAUCUUUAAUUUUUUGUGGAAGCUUAGAAGGGUGGAGCACGGACUAAUUGGUGUUUGGAAAACCAUGAAACCGAACUGUGUCACUUCUCGUUUUUUCGCUAAGUUGCCGCAAGCUGUGAAAUUGCAGUUGAUAUUGACAUCAAGGAAAUGUCAAGUUCUUUGGGAUGAGAUGAAUCAUUUUGUUUCGAAUCUGCAGUACUAUAUCAUGUUUGAAGUCUUGGAGGUGUCGUGGUCUAAUUUAUCCAAGGAAUUGGAAGCAGCUAAAGAUCUUGAUGACCUACUAGGAGCACACGAGAAGUACCUACAUUCAAUUCUUGAAAAGUCUCUCCUUGGGGAGCGGUCCCAAAAUCUCAAUAAGACACUCUUUACUUUAUUCGAUGUCAUAUUGCGCUUUCGAAGUCAUGCAGAUCGACUAUAUGAAGGCAUAUAUGAGUUGCAAUCGAGAACUACGGACUCUUCUUCUCGAGAUAAAGCCAGAGUGCAGAGGCCAAGUAAGACAUCAUCAGAAUCCGGGUCGUGGCUUGGUGAAGGCAGAAAAGACCUAACAAGACGCGCAGGGGAAUUUCUUCGAAAUAUGGGACAAGAUAUAGAAGCAAUUGGAAAGGAAUAUUCCUCUAUUUUCGAGGGUUUUAUUUCGCAACUCCCCAUACAGCAGCAUGUUGAUUUGAAGUUCCUAAUGUUUCGACUGGAUUUCACCGAGUUCUACACCCAAUUGAGACCCAGCACUGGUGGGAAGCUUUUCUUGUAGAAGAUGUUUCAGUCUGUCUAUGGUGCACGCGUGUGAACCAAUAAUGUGUCUUGUGCUAGCUUGCAUUGGCCUUUCUUGUAUAGUGUUUUUUUCUUUUUCUUUUUCAGGAAGGCUUUUAUUUUGAAAACGCACUCUGCUUGAGUUUUAAAAACGAGGGAGCUGAAGGUAUGAUCCUAUUGCCAAGUUAUUGUGCCGUAUUUUAGUUAGUGUGUAUUUUAUUGUGUUUGUCUUGAUGCUUGUUUUGCUUAUGUUUUAUAGCGGUCCUAAGAGAAGUUAUAGUAGGUGUUUGCUCUGUUGAUUUCUCAUUUAUUCUAGUAAGAAACGAUCCAACCGAUUCUUGUAUUGACUUAUAAGUGAUGAAUGAUUUAUUUAUAUUAUUAUAUCAGU